CUCGGUUUUGUGUUUUCUGGGACGCACUGUAUUUACCGGCGGCAGCCAUUUGCGUACUUUGAGACACCGUACUAGUUGCUUACCUCGGAAUUCCAAGAAUUAGAGUUGUCCGCUAAGUUCGAAUUCUAAUCGGAGAACUUGUUUUACCUGAGGAGAAAAGGGAGGAGGAAAAGUGAGAGUCCAGUAGAUGUGGAUUGAAGCUAGGAUGCGAUGUGUGACCCGUUCCAGCCUCCAGCCAUGUCCGGUGAGAUCUUCCAGCCCCUAGAGACCUUCGAGGAGCAGGUGGAGUCCGGGCGCGGCCCCCUGACGUGUCGGCUCUGCACCCAGCAGUACGAGGACCCCCGCAUCCUCAACUGCCAUCAUGUCUUCUGCGGUAACUGCCUGCGUGGGAGGGCCGUCGAUGGCUUCAUGACGUGCCCCCUGUGUGGCACCCGUAGCUUUCUCACCAAUGGUUCUAACCUGCCACAAGCUGACCCUGUCAUCAACUUCCUUCUCAAGUCAUCUGAACAAGAGAGGGCACUGUGUGCCAACUGCGACACCAUGCAAUCUUCAAUGUUCUUCUGCAAUACAUGUAACCAGGCACUUUGUGCAUUGUGCAAAGAGGAAACUCACAUGGCCAAGAUGUUUGCCUCCCAUCAAGUGGUUUCUCUCAAGAAACGCACGAGCGAACAGCACAGGAAAUGUGCCAAACACAAUGAUGAGUACAUCAUGUAUUCUACAGAAAAACAGGAGCUGCUGUGCAUCAAGUGUUUCAGAGAUUUUGAAAAGGAUGACAGAGCCUUCUGCCUUGAUCUCGAGUCGGCCUACAAGCAGAGCUGCCGUCAGCUGGAAGAGCGCAUCUCAACGAUCCGAGACCUCCAGAGCUCCGUCCACGAUGCGAUCAUCCUCUUCCAGGCCCUGAUGCAGGAGGUGAGGAGCAACGGGGAGAAGGAGCGGGUCUCCAUCCAGGAGCUUUGUGCUGAGAUGCAGGAGAGGAUGGUGGAGAAGAAGGAGGAGCUACUGAAGGAUGUUGACAGCCAACAACUUCAGAAGGAGCAAGCGUUCAAGGACCAGCUCCCCAGUCUAGCUGCCUUGCUGCCUGCUCUCCAGACAAACCUUGCCAUCAGUACCAUGUUUGUGAGCGGUGCCAACAUGUACGAGUUCCUGGAUCUUAGCUCAUCCUUGAACGAGAGACUGGCAUCCAUCGCCAACCAACCCCAUCAGCUCCGGCCCCAGGAGAGCGGGGAGAUCAGUACCGACUACGAGGCCAAGUUCGCUCGGUGUCUCCAGCCACUGCUGCAUAUCCACCUGGACAACUGCGACGACUGCGGGAGCAGCUCGCCCAUCAUCCACGUUUCCAUGCCAACGACGAGCGCCCCAUCACCGCAGCAGCAGCCCCCAGCGAGGAGAGAGCACCCGGCCCCACAACCCCUGUCCAGCGCAUACAUCUCUAGUGCCCUCGCUCGCCACCUGUCCUUGACGAACACCCUCCAGGAUCCUCUGGCGGGGAAGGGGCUGAGAAGGGGCAGCAAGAUGGCGGCCAGCAUCAGACAUCGCUUGCAGGAGGGCAACGGACCCUUCGUAGAACACUGCAAGGCCUUCGAAGCAAACUUCAGGUUGCUUCAGCAUCGUAUCCAGAAGAUGAAAGAGCAAGUUCAAGAAAUUCACAGGGAUAUCACACGCAGGAAAUGCCUGGCAAAGAAAGAGAAGGUGACGGAUGUUCUGGAUGAAUGCAGUCAGGUUGAAAUCCAGAUCGGUACACAUACUGCUACGCUGGAACACAUGAAGGUUAUCUUUCAAAAGAUAUGGCAGGAGAUGUUAGAUAGGGUCUCUAGUGAGCAGGAGAUCUACCAGAAUCAGCUGAAAGACAUGAACUACCUCAAACAGGAGAAUAGUCACCUAGCAACCAUCGCUAGGCAGAUAGCACCCUACAUCACCUCCAUCGACGCUGUCACCAAGCAGAUAGACCCAAGAUCAAGAUCAGCAAGCCCACACGAGAGUGAGGACGAGGGGUCAGAGGGCAACCCUCUGCACAUCACCAAGCUUGUACUCACCAGUAACACCAAGAACAGCAUCACUGACUCUGCAGAGAGAGACCCUGAUACAAGCCCUAGCCAGUCCCUCGUGCCACCUGAUGGUGAUACUGAUGCAUCACAUGACACCCCCAGCGCCGUGUCACAUGAUGUGGAUGGAUCACAUGACGUGCUGUUCCAAGGAGAUGGGGCGGAAGCGAAGAAGGCAUUUCAUCGGACCUUGAGCGAGCAGGAAGAGUAUGAACGGCUGCGAGCCAAGAAGAUUGUCAUGGAUGCCAUUAUGUCCGAGCAGUGCAAGGAAGCCCUGAAGGAUAGCGGUGUGAGCAAAGGUCCGGAGCCUGAUCUUCCUUGCGGAAGCGGUCAAAGGCCACAAGCUACAUGUAGCAAUGGUGUGGAGGAUGACCAGAAGUGCCUUGAUGCUGAUAGGAGGUUGACUGUAACCAAGUUGGACCUUGACGACCCUUGCGGAAGCACUCAAAGGCCGCAGUCGGGUAAAUGUUUAGAGGAACCAAAGAGCUAUGCAGAUGCAGAUAGGCAUGUGAAAGUAACAAACAGUUUGGACACCGAACAUUCUUGUGGAAGUGGACAAGGUCCUAAAGCAGAACAGGGUGCAGAGGAGACACAGAAAUGCGGCAAGGCUGAUAGGUUGUUGAAAGUUGUGGAUGUCAAUGGAAGCAGCAGUGAUUCGAGUCAUGACUUGGGGAUCAAGAAACAGAGAGUGAAACGCGAGAGACUGGGUGAUGAAGGGAUUGUCCAGACGACUGUGACUGAAGCGGAUGCUGAAGAGGGCAGCGUUUCUGUGAGUUCCCGCGUGAAACGGUUUAGCUUGAGCGACGACCAGGUGGAGAUGGCUCAGAAGCAGCAGGCCGGUGCCUGUCCUGGCUCUCCGCGCCCCCCUCCUCGGGCACAGAAGGACGCAAAGCGUGUGGUAGUCAAACCGAACGAUGCCGAAGUGAAGCAACGCUCGGUCAUGAGCGUUACAGUCACAACAUCAGAGGACACCUCCUCCACACACACCAGCACUCCCACUAGUAUUGAACAUUCAAAAGGAAAAGGACCAGUAACGGAUGAAACGGAGAACAUUGUGUUAAGGGUCAGGAAUCGAAGAAAAUUGAGAGAACAGGCCACCUUGGCCAAUAAUUCAUGAUUGCAAUAUGAUUGUCGUUGAAAACAAUUUAGAAAGCAAAGCCAAGAAUUCAUGAUAUCAAUACGAUAAUUAUAGGUUGAAGAAAAUUGAGAGAACGGGAUAAGAUUGUAAAGAAUUCUUGAUUGCAAUACAACUAUCGCUUGAUAAGAGUGUGGAUGUGCCUUCAGAAAUAUCUAAGUAUCUAUGCCUUGAAGAGGAUUACCUUUUUCCUUUAAACUGACAAGAACUGUUGUUAGUGUAAAGGAAAUGAGUUACAUUGUAACAGGAUCAUUACAGAUUUUAUAUAGAGAAAAAAACAAUGAAAUGUUUGUGAUAUUUGAUUAUUUAUUCAUAUGAUCUAUGUAUUUAUUUAUUUAUCAAAACCUAGCAUCAGAAGAAAGUACACUUUCAAGACGGAAUGAAUUCCAAACUGAUUCUUCAAUAGAAAGCCAGGCACAGUAAUAAUCAUCUUUCAUGAAAAUAUUAUGUUGAAUUGAUUCUCAGUCAAUUUAGUGUAUUUUUCUACCAUUUAGAAACUUAUUCUGAGUACUUUAUUCUUGCCUUGAUAGAAGUUAACCAACAUUUUCCUUGAAAUAGUACUAUGAACUAAUUUAAGACCAAUUACAUAUCAUAGGUUUUAGUUAUUAAUGCUUUUAAGCUCCAGGAGAGAAUUUAUUUAAAGAAAAAUUUCCACAGGUCCCAGUGUUUGAGAUCUCAAUCUCUGGGGAUAGCAGCUAAAAAAUUGUUUUUUUUACGGUUCUUAGUUGUGUUUUGUUUCUUGUUUUUUGUUUUUAAGUUGUUUAUAUUUUUUAUUUUUGUGAAUUGUGAUUUUUUGCAAGUUUCAUUGCACCAAGUAUUCAUUGUUGAAUCGAAUCAGAGGGUGCCAUAUUAAUAAAUUGAAAUGCAUGCAAGUUUCUUUGCCACAAAAAUGGUCAACAUUAACAAAUCACAAUGUUUCAUAUUGCAAAGGAGGGGGGAGGGGGUCACAUGUCCCGGAUUGGAUGGAUUGGGUAGCUGUAGUUGGUGAUUUGUUUUUGCUGUGGGUGUGGGCUUUAGAAUCAGUGAUGUUUUUUCUUAUACCAGAUCAUGUGAUAAAUAACGGGUUUGUUUGUUGUGAAAAGGUUUCGAACAAAUUUGUUUUCUUUCUAUAAAUUUAGAACCAAUGGUCCUUCAUCCAUGUCUAUGCAAUACUAUUUGUAAAGGGUUGUUCACAUAUGGCGAGGCUAACUGGCAUUUUUUAAAAUCAUAACACAAGCAGGUGGUGCUGCGGGAUCGUAUUAUCGUCCGUCUCUCAUGACGUGUCCUACUUACGAGAGACUUUUACCUCUCUUAAGUAUUCAAAGUCUCCGGUAUCUAUUUGUGUUUGAUAUUUAAUCAUGGUGGUAGGUUUUUUGUGUUCCAAGAGGAGGAGGAAGUGCAAAGAACGUUGAGGCGAGAGAGGGUUUCCGAGAUAGGUCCAACCCAUUAGAUAUUUAUAACGACAUAGAACGGAAGAAAAGGUAUAGGUUCACCCAUGAGGAAAAUAGAUUUGUUGACGGAAGACUUUGAAACUGGCACCAGAAGGAAUCAUGCAGCUCCUGGUACCCUUCAAGUGUUUAUAGCCCUCUCUUUUUACGGGAUGGGAGCUCUGUUUAGCAACACAGCAACAAUACAAGUUUAUGAAACACCCCCCUGGUUUGAUCAUACCAUGGACCCAUCUUUGUUUAUGGGUCCAUCUUCGUUUAUGGGUCCAUGGUGAAAUUAAUCAAAAGAAUACUCGUUUUCUUAUAUGUAAAAUGUCUUUAAAAGAUAAACUGCUGCAGUUUUCUGAGUCAUAUGUGAUCAGGCCAUAACAGAUGAUAAGACAAAGUAACAUUUUGUAGAAUUUCCUGAGACGUUGUAUUUGUUUUCAAAAUGUUGAAGUCAUAUAUAUUAUCUUUCUUGUUUUAGUCACUGAACAGCCUGGGACCUUACAAAGAAAGUGUUUUAAAAAAUGGAAAUUAACUUUAAUAUUCCAUUUGCCCAUUGUACCCAUAUUCAUAUUAUUUAAAGGAGUCUCCCUGAGAAAAAUAGAAUUGUCAUGAAUUUUGAA
Messenger RNA from Strongylocentrotus purpuratus (purple sea urchin), 5209 nucleotides. It is a transcript of the gene rnf207, whose product is annotated as RING finger protein 207. The record is from RefSeq and is a predicted model, not a curated record. Gene Ontology annotation, cellular component: perinuclear region of cytoplasm. NCBI's taxonomy places the organism in Eukaryota, Metazoa, Echinodermata, Echinoidea, Camarodonta, Strongylocentrotidae. The transcript has 13 exons. Bases 211 to 3159 code for a protein of 982 amino acids. Gene Ontology annotation, molecular function: zinc ion binding; transmembrane transporter binding; Hsp70 protein binding.